AUAACCAUGUGAGAGACUGUUCUCCAGUAGUCGAGGUUUUGCGGGAAAUGUCUUGAGGUUUCUGUUGAUUUUGACGUCAUUUCGAAUCUGAAGAUUUACCGUGUUAUCACUUAGCAUGCCGGAAUCAAGAACUGCUUGAUCUGAUGGUGUCUCGGAUAAGCCCAAGGGAGGCAAACAAACAACAUGUGCGCUGCCAGAAGUGUUUGGAGAUGGGACACUGGACAUAUGAGUGCACAGGGAAGCGGAAAUAUGUGCACAGACCAUCAAGAACAGUUGAGAUGAAAAAGAAGCUCAAGGAGAAUGAAAACAAACCCCUCAGCAUCACUGGACCAGGAAGAGAAGGAUCCAGUGAGAAGAAAAUAAAAAAGAAGGCAAAAGACACGAGCGACAGCAGCAGUGAUUCAGGAGGCUCCUCCAAUGACUCAUCUUCAGACAGCAGCGACUCCUCCAGCUCCUCUUCAGAUGACAGCGACAGCAGCAGUGACAGCGACGAUGACAGCUCUUCCUCAUCUUCCUCUUCUUCCUCCUCCUCUUCAUCUUCAGACAGCUCAGACUCAGGAAGCAGCAGCGAUUCAGAUCAAGGACCUCCAAAGAAGAAGAAAAAGAAGAAAUAAAUAUUUUGGAAGAAGUGGGGUUUCUUGCUGUUAUUUGUUUCUCAAAGUUUUUUUUCUUUUUUGGAAACCCAUCACAGCUGAUUGGAUCUGAACGAUUUGGACAGUUACACAGCUUCGUCAAUACCGGAUGAGAGGAGAACAAGGGACUAUUUUGAGUUGGCCAGCGUGACACAUGUUCUGUUUUCAAAACAUUCCCCCUCUUACUUCUACUAGCGCUAUAUUUUCUCAAGUUUGUAGUUCUACUAAGAAUAUAAACUUUAAAUAUCCGAGGAAACGGAUUUGCUUAUUGAUGUUAGAUCUUGGGAUUUUGUACUUGAAUAUAUUUUUGGUCAAAACUUAAUCUGUACAGCUCACAACCGUUAUAGAGCAAUGCCAUACCUGGAGUAGAAAGCAUAAAACAUAAUGUGACCUUUAAAAGGAUACUGAAUAUGAGUUAUGUUUUCUUAAAUUUUGAAUUAGUUUAAAGUUAGAAAGUCUUGUUGCUAAGAUUACAUUUGCUUGUUUCACUGUGAAAUAAACUUGGCUUGUUCUUAUUUCAUAUUUUAAAAAAAAUUCUGACCUUACUCUUUAAGGUGAAUAUAAAGUGUUUUGUAAUGGUUUUCUUGCUAGCAUUGAAUUUCUUAGAGCCUACAGUGUCUUUAAGGGUCCCUGAAUAUGGGAUCAUUUUUGAAACCGAGCCCAUGAUAAUGAUUUUGACAAUAAUGAUAAUGAGGAUGAAUUAGGAUGUGUGGAUGACCACAAAACUGUAUUUAAUGUCACAGCCUAGUGAUUAAAAUGUGCAGAUCAA
Messenger RNA from Acanthochromis polyacanthus (spiny chromis), 1401 nucleotides. RefSeq names its product zinc finger, CCHC domain containing 10 (gene zcchc10). The record is from RefSeq and is a predicted model, not a curated record. NCBI's taxonomy places the organism in Eukaryota, Metazoa, Chordata, Actinopteri, Pomacentridae. The transcript has 4 exons. Gene Ontology annotation, molecular function: nucleic acid binding; zinc ion binding. The coding region runs from base 144 to 614 and encodes 156 amino acids.